AUGGUGUGGAAGGAGCGCUUGCAUGUCGCGUUGUAUCGAAGCUUUCUCGCAGGCGCUGCGCGGUAUCGUGCGUACCAGGAGCCUUUAACUCUGGAGAGCACUUGCGGCCUUCCGGGUUUCCUGGACAAAUUCCGAAAAAAUAUGGAGGAGUGGGAUGAAGAAGACGAUUAUCACGAGACUCUUUUACGCCGGCUGAGAAGCGCUGAUGGAAGCGAGUAUCACCAGAGGUACACUCAGCCGACACCCAAAGAGACGCCUGAACGCCGCCGUACUGUCACCGUAAUCUUCUUGGACGUGUUUAGCCUCGAGGAGAUUAUCAUGCCAGAGAAUGUUGAAGAUGCAGUGGAGACGUCCGUCCUUGCACGUCCCGGUGUCGAAAGUCCUGUAUUCGACAAGGCUAACUUGCCUGGACUUGAAUAUGCGUUCCGCGAUCUUCGGUCCUUACUCCACGAGAUUAAAUGGUUCUCUGGCCAGCCAAAUUGCUAUUGGCUCGACUGUGGGACUCCUCCCGACUUUCAGUUUGUGCGAUACAUGCUGGCGAAAUACUUUCGACUGCGGUUCAAAGACAACAAGUGGGAUUGGGGAAACAGCCGUAACCAUGACUCGCGUAAGAUUGUUUGGUCUAAAUUCACCGUUAGCGGUGAUCUGUUCUGUGAGAUAUACUGGCAGAGGGAUAUAACGAGGCCUGUGCCCUCUUGGAGUCAAUCGAUGCUCCACGUCCUGAGCCUUUGUUUGUUUAUGGUUUUUUUCCGGCCCGUUUUCUAG
This is a messenger RNA of Aspergillus fischeri NRRL 181, 765 nucleotides long. RefSeq lists its product as uncharacterized. The coding region runs from base 1 to 765 and encodes 254 amino acids. The transcript is spliced from 2 exons. The record is from RefSeq and is a predicted model, not a curated record. NCBI's taxonomy places the organism in Eukaryota, Fungi, Ascomycota, Eurotiomycetes, Eurotiales, Aspergillaceae.